Molecule: messenger RNA, 4836 nt
Organism: Sphenostylis stenocarpa
Lineage: Eukaryota; Viridiplantae; Streptophyta; Magnoliopsida; Fabales; Fabaceae
Source: the annotation of a GenBank genome assembly
AUGGCUCUUGAUGCAAAUGUUGCCAUUGAAGAUGUCUCCUCGAGAGGUGUCUCUGUGGAUCCUACAAAAAGAAGACAUGAAGUUGUGAAAAAAGUGAUACUAAACGGUAAAGAAGGGUCUUUAGAUGAUGGAUUUACCUGGAGAAAAUAUGGGCAAAAGGAUAUACUAGGAGCCAAGUUUCCAAGGGGGACUAAGGUUGCCAUGCCAAAGAGAAAAGGAAGAGGACGACCAAAAGGGUCCAGGGUUCAGAAGAAGGUUAAAGAGAGUCAAGAUGGUGAAUUGGUCAUACCAAAUACUCCCUUGAAUGUGGUGAAAGCUGAUCCUGACUUUAUUGAGGAACAGGAGGGAGGUACCAGUAUGCCAAAGAAAAAAGGACGGGGACGACCAAAAGGAUCACAAGCUCAGAAUUGUCAAGAGAGUGGGCACAGCAACUUGAAUAAUCGCAUUCAUCCAUCUGAUAUGCUUGAAGUUGGUUUUGACUGUGAAGAACUUGAAGAUGCAGAUACAGUUAUGCCCAACAGAAAUGGACAAGAACAAUCAAAAGGGUCGGGGCAGUUCUGUCAAGAGAAUGCUGAUUGUGAGAACUUCUAUAACAAUCCAUCAAAUAUAAUGGAAGUCAGUCUCCGAUGUAAGGAGGAGCAGGAAACUGAUACAAUAGUCAAGCCUAAUAAAAAAAAGGGAAGAGGACAGACAAGAGGAUUGUCACUUCAAAUGAAGCGUCAACAGAGUGCAGAUGGAAAGUUGGAUGUUAUCAUUCAUCCUACAAAGUUGGUGGCAGUGGGUCCAGGCCGCAAUGAUUUCAUUACUGAUCUGUCUCUUAUUGUACGCCAGAAUGCACGUCUUAAUGUGCGCCAGUGGAAGAAGGUUCCGCAAAGUACUAGGGAUACAAUAGUGCAAAAUAUUCUGAAUAAUUGGAGACUUCCAGAUACGGAUAUGGUACGGAAGGCUAUUCUACAUGAAGCAGGCCGUUUAUAUCAGAAUUGGCGCUCCAGGCUUCGUGAUUACUACUUAAAAUUCGAGACAAAGGAAGAGGCCUUGAAGCAUGUCCCUGAUGAUAUCAAUGAUUCUGAUUGGCAAUUCUUGGUUGAUUAUUUUAGCAGCCCGUAUUUUGAGAUAAUGAGUGCAAAAAACAAGGCAAAUAAGGCAAAACAGCGUACAAAACAUACUACUGGGUCAAAAUCCUUUAUGGCAAUCAGCUAUGAUGCACGUGAUCCAGUGACGGGAAUGGAGCCCGAUAUGCAAACUUUUUGGCAGUUGACACACAGAAAGGAAAAUGGGGAAUGGAUUGACGAAGCAUCUAAGGAAAUCAAUGACAAAGUUGCUGAACAAAUUAAUGAGAAAAGAUGCCAAAUAGAGGAAGUGGGGGAAACAAAUGAAGAAGAAAUAAUUAAUACUGCCUUCAAGACAUUGGUUGGAAAGAGAUCAUAUAUGCAAGGUGUUGGUCCUUUCGGAGCAGGACUAAGGUCAUCAUCAUCAAGUUCCAGUAAAAUUCAACAGCUGCAGGCUGAAUUAGAUGCCCAGAAGAGAGAGACAGAGAAUGCUAGGAAAGAAUGCGAUGAAAUAAGAGCUAGACUUGUUAUGGUUGAGUCCUACCUAGAGGAUGAGCGGCAGAAACGCACAGAGAUAGAGGGUCAUCUCUUGGAUCGUCAAAAUGAGAUGCAGGAGAUCAGCUGUCAGGUUCAAACCACCAUCCAGGCUGCAUUGUCUCAGUAUCUUCCUCCAAAAAGCGAGGCAGAGACCUCAACAAAGAAUAAAAGAAAGAUCGCAGAACUGGAAGCACAACUGAAUGAGGCAGAGGAUGUGAUAACAGAUAUUAGAUCAGAAUUGGUAAACACUGUUGCCGUGGCUUUCAAGAUAAUGUCUGAGAUUGAACUUGUGGGUCCUCUUGUUGGAGACAUGAGACCACUUGGGGUUGGAACAGUAUAUGCUAAAAUUUUAUCUAAAUUUGCAUCUUCCAAAAAUCUAGAGGACAAUUAUGGAAUUUUGGUCAAAGAUAUGGAGAUGCUACAAGCAAUAAAGAAGGAUAAAGAGAUGGAGGCUCAAAGAAACAAACACAGAGAUACCACUAAUGCCUACAAACUGUGGAGAAACAGGGUAUCAGAUGUCACAGAAGAAGUGCAGAAGCUGAAAGUUAAAUAUGAAGAGAACAUGUUACCCUGGUGGCUCCUUCAACGACGUUCCAGUCUGAGUGAAGAGAUGGAGAAGAAGUGCAACUGUGUUCGUGAACUUAUGAAGGAUGAAUGUUUAAGAGAUUUUCUUGUUGAUAAACCACCUGAGCCUGUAUUAAGGGAGUUGAAUGUUCCACAGAUAAGUGGAUAUCCAACCCUUCAAGGCGCCUUGGAUAAUAUCCUAGGUUUGCUAAAAAAUAAUAAGGUCAAAGUCAUUGGAGUGUGUGGUACAAAAGGAGUGGGGAAAACAACAAUAAUGCGGAACCUAAACAACAAUGAAGAGGUAGCUAGACUCUUUGAAAUUGUCAUUUUUGUGAAAGUUACAGCUGAGAAUCAUAAGCUUCAAGAGAAGAUUGCUCAUCGGUUGAUACUGGAGAAAGAAACCAACAAGGAGCAUAGUGAUGAUAUUGCAAGAAGAAUACACAAAGAACUAGAGAAGAAGAAGUAUCUAUUGAUUUUGGAUGAGGUUGAGGAUGCCAUCAAUUUGGAGCAGUUGGGUAUCCCAAGAGAUAAUAACAAUGACAGUAAGGUGGUGAUUGCCACUCGAUUCCCUAUGGUUUAUAAGUUGAAUAGGGUGCAGAGGGUCAUCAAAGUCAUGGAGCUAUCUCCCGAGGAAGCAUGGAAGAUGUUUAGAGAUACUGUCCAUGCCUUUAAUCCUAAGAUUGAUUCCCCUGACAUUCAGCCUACAGCAAAACUUGUAUGCAAAAGAUGCUCUCGUCUUCCACUUCUCAUUUACAAUAUAGCAAACUCUUUCAAAUUGAAAGAGUCUGCUUCUAGUUGGUGGGCAGGGCUUGAAGAUCUUAAACCAUGGCCAGAACUUCAAACUCAAGGGUUAGAAGAGUUGUACUCAUGUCUGAAAUUUUGUUAUGAUGAACUCAAUGAUAAAAUGAAGCAGAAAUGUUUCCUAUACACUUCACUGUAUCCUGCAGAUAGCAAGGUUUACUCAGAUUACUUAGUGGAGUGUUGGGCAGCGCAAGGUUUACUUGGUGAUAUCAAUGACAAAAGGUCGUAUCAAAGAGCACGAAAUUGUGGUAUUGACAUAUUAGAGCAUCUUGCUAAUGUCUCUCUAUUAGAGAAAGGGGAAGCAAUGAUGUAUGUCAACAUGAAUCAUUGCAUGAGACAACUUGCAUUACACAUAUCCUCUAAAGAUCCAGAGUGUAGCUUUUAUCUCCAAGAUGGUGACGAAUCUGAAAAUCUCUCAAAUUCAAGAGCUUGGCAGCAGGCUAGGUGGGUCUCUCUGAGACAACUACUUGAUUUACCAACAAGCCAAGAUUGCAGCAUGAUUUUGACAUUGUUGCUGAGAAAAAAUUCAAAACUAACUUCACUACCAGAGAGUUUCUUUGAGAACAUGAGCAGUCUACUUCUGUUAGACUUGUAUAGUAGCAUGAUUACACAACUGCCAUCAUCUCUCUCAAACUUGACUGGUCUACGGGGUUUAUUCUUGAACAGGUGCGAGCUAAUGGAGUCACUAUCAUCUGAAAUAGGAUUACUUCAAUUUCUAGAGGUCCUUGACAUACGAGAUACUAAAGUAACUUUCAUACCUCUUCAAAUUGGAUGUUUGACUAAUCUAAGAUGCCUGCGAAUCCCAUUCAUUGCAAGUGAAGAUAAUGAAGCUCAAAAUGUUCAUGUGAUUUCAAAGCUUCAUAGAUUGGAAGAAUUAACUAUUCAAGUCAUAUCCUAUGAACAGUGGUGCAAUGAUGCAAAAAAUGUUCUGCAACAUGUGGCUUCUUUGGAAAAUGUAACUCAUCUCAGAUGUUGUUUUCCCUCCUCAAUCAUUCUUGGAGAAUUUCUUUCAAGAAGUAAAUCAUGGCAUAAACAGCAGAAUUCAUUUAGAUUUUUUGUAGGAUGCGAGAACUCAAGGCGACCUCAAAUACUUGAAUCUUUUGAAUAUAAAAUUACUAAUUAUUUGAGGUACUGCAAUGGUGGACAGAAGGAUGACUCGGCAAUUAUUGAGGUACUACCAAGAACUGAUGCAUUUGAAUUAGUUUGCCACAAAGAUAUCAAGGAAUUGUCAAAUUUUGCUAGCAUAGUGUGUUUGGAACGCAUUCGCGGUCUUUUGAUUAAAAAAUGCAACAAAGUUUUGACUAUUGUGUCUGGUGAAACAAGUAGCAAUGCCAUGAAUGGAAUGAAAAUAGAAACAAGAGUCAUCUUACCAAAUUUGGAGCAACUUUAUUUGGAAAACUUGCUCAAUUUAAAAUGUGCUUUUAGAGGUCCUUUGCACAGUGGAACCUUUUCCAAAUUACAAACUGUGUCAUUGAAAAAUUGUCCAACACUGAGUGAAAUCUUCAGUAAUGGAGCAAUUGAACAUUUUUCAGAACUUCAGAAGCUGAAACUUGAAGAUUGCUCAAAAAUUGAAAAACUUAUCACAGAAAACAUUGAAAGAGAAAGGGAUGUGCUUCCAAAACUAGAAAUGCUUCUACUAGUUAACUUGCCUAAAUUCAAAACUAUUUGCUCAGUUCAUACAUCGGCUUGGUCCUCUUUGGAGCUGUUAAGGAUACAUAAUUGUCCAGAGUUGAAAACUUUACCACUAGACAGUGGCAAUGCAGUCAACUUAAAGUCCGUUAAAGGGCAGCAAGAGUGGUGGGCUGAGUUGGAUUGGACAAACAAUGAAGAGGUGUAUCAAAGAUUGCAACCCAUAUUUGUUGCCUCCAAUGAGUAUUUUUCUUAA